Molecule: messenger RNA, 1005 nt
Organism: Diabrotica virgifera virgifera (western corn rootworm)
Lineage: Eukaryota; Metazoa; Arthropoda; Insecta; Coleoptera; Chrysomelidae
Exons: 2
Coding region: 243-833 (196 amino acids)
Molecular function (GO): RNA-DNA hybrid ribonuclease activity; nucleic acid binding
Source: RefSeq, a predicted model, not a curated record
CAAAAUACAAAACAAAGUAGGAUGUGCAAUAAUCAAUAUUGAAAGUGGAUUUAAAAAAUUAUUCAAAUUGCCUUGUGAAUCAUCGAUAUAAACCGCUGAAAUGAUAGCGAUACUUUUUGCUUUGACACAUAUUUAGUAACGAACCCUAUAGCUGCAUAAUAUUUACGGACAGUAAGAGUGUCGUUGAUAGACUAACUAACGUACAUAAGUAUCAACAACUCAAUCAUAUAGAACUGGAAAUUAUGAUUCUUUAUAAUAAAAUUGCAAAUUUAGGAAAAAACAUCAUUAUUUCAUGGAUAAAGGGACACGCAGGCAUUAGGGGUAACGAAAUAGUAGACAAGCUAGCCAAAUCCGCCCUAGAAAUAGGCGAAGAACUUCCCAUGAACUUAUUACCCAUUUCGGAUAUUGAUAUUAUUAGUAGACGACACCAAAAAGAAAAUUGGCAAAGGUAUUAUCGAAACACGAGAACUGGUAGUAAUUACAAACAAAUGCAGCCUGAAAUUCCCAUUAAAAGAUGGUUUCAUUCUGUAUCAAAUAGCCAUUUCAUAAGAGUUAUAAAUAGAUUGAGAUGUAAUCAUGCUCUUACCCCCCUUCAUAUGUACAGUUUGGGUCUCACAGAGUCACCUAACUGUGAGUGUGGAAAAGAAGGUGAUCUACUACAUAUUCUCCUCGAAUGUUCACAUCAAUCAGUAAAUAUAAACAAAUUUUAUGAUAAUCUUAAUAUAUUAAAAAUUCCACUUCCCGUCUACCUGAACAAUUUGAUAUUUUCUGAAGAUAUUAAUAUAUUAAAAACAAUUUACGAACAUAUCAAAAACUGUAAAUAUAGAUUGUAGCAAUAAAAUUUACCCUGUAUUUAAGAAAUUUUGUUAAAACAAAGCAGGCAUGUUUGUUAAAACAAAACAAACAUGUUUGUUUUGUUGUUAUUUUGUUUUAAACCCUGUAGAUUUAAGUAAUUAUUGUAUAUUAUAAUUGAAAAAAGAAAAGAACAAAAAAAGAGAAAAGAAA